CGCACGUAAUAGGUAUUUAAAAAAUAGUUUUAUUACCAAAUUAUUACUGUUUUUCUAUGAAACAUAGUAAAAAUAAGUGCAAAUUUAGUUUUAGCAAUUUGUGAUACAUUUUCUACUGAUUAAAAAUAAGUGAUGAAGUGACCCACUGAAAAGUGUGUCAAGGUGUGGGAAAAUUAUGAAUAACUAAUAAUUUUUCGUUGUGCAAAGGGGAACGUCUGAAAGUAUGUGUUAAGAAUUUCAUAACAAAGUUUGUAUCGAGCUUUCUCUUAAAAUGCAGACUACGCUGCGCAAAACAGACAGCAAACCGAAGCCCAAAGAUAAAACCUCCAAAGACGAUAUUACUCCAUUAUCAAAGAAACCUCAAGAAGAAAAACUGAAGAAAAGCGUCUAUAGCGUUUCUACGCCUCGGAAUUACAUACAAAAAUCUUCAACGGCCGACAUUUACGCUCAAAAGAAGAAAAACAGCGCGCAAUUAGUCAAAGCGCCUAAAAAAGCAGGUUCUACUACUACAAGCAAUGUGUCUCCAAUGAGAGACCAGUUAAAAUCUUCUUCUUCUUCUAUAAGUCAGAUUAGCGCGAAAAGAAGUAGUACUUCUCUAGUAAAAACUGACCAAAAAGUAUCCAGUGCAUCAAGGCAUGCAACGCCGAGAACUGCUAGAGAUUUACCAUUUGUUAACGUGACUGUAAACUCGCCGAUUGCUAAGAAAAAACUAAAUAACGAUGAUAGGAUAGCAACAGAAACAAAAGACAGAAGAAAUGUAGAAAAAACAAAAGAAAAAAGACACCUUGAAGAAAAAAAAGAAAGAAAAAAGGUAGAGGAUGCAGAAAAAAUAAAAAAUGAAGACACCAAAGAGGUUGCACGGCAAAGAACUAAGACACGGACGUUGAAUGAUAGUGAAGUAAAGGUGCUGACUCCUGAAUCGGUGGACAAUAAUGCAGAAAUGAUGAACCUUUCGAAGAAGCUCGCUGCAAAGCCGAAGGCGUUCUUUGUGGACUUGGAAGGGGAUAAACCUAAGGCAUAUCAAAUCGAGAAACCCAAAGAACCCAAAGAGAGCGAAGACGAAGUAGAUUACGAAGACGACUUCGAAAGUUAUGAAUCUGACUUCGAAUCGGACCACGAAUCGCCUUCGGACAACACAGAGCAUGAUACCGAAGAUCUUAGUACGGGGGAGGUGGAAAAUGAACCGAAUGCUGAUAGGAAUAAGGCUGUAUUGGUGGAAGGUGAUGAUGGAGAAUAUGAAAUGAAGAAUCGUGGGGAACAGAGCGAAGAAGACACGGGGAUUAAAGAAGGAAGGGACGAGGAAAAAAUGCUAGAUUCAGGUAACUUCGACCUCCGCGACGCCCGAUCGGCCAACAAAGGCAAACCCACGGUCAUGCAGGACAUCCUCGAAGAUUCGGAGCUGGACGUCCGAAGCUCCCUCACUGAUGAGGGCUUCCAGGAGAUGAGUUCGGGGUCCAGCAUCAAGACUGUUCACACUGAAGUGUUUGAGAGGCCACUUUUCAUAGACUUCACAAAAGCAAAAGAGAACAAACGAAAAAGGAAAAUAUUUGAAAGACUGAAACAGCGCGCUAAAGAUAUUCUCAGCAUGGUAACACUGCACGAAAUGUCAUACUCCCUCUUCGAAAUGAAACCGAUCCCCUACGAUUUGUACAUGGCAACAUUUGGACGGUCUAACUACGUGCAGACAGCAGUUCAAACGUUCGAAGAUGGUAUCACUGAAGAGGUGCAAACUGAAGAGAUUUUAAUAGAAGAAAAAUGGACGCAACAUCCUGUCGAAUUUUCAAAACACGAUAUUUAUUUGAAAACAAGUAAUAAAACUAGAAAAUACAGUCAUAGUACUGAAGAUUAUUUAUCUAAGUUUACAAUUUUGUUAAAUAAUCCAAUGGAUGUUGAUAUUAACAAUGCGAUUAAUUUGGAUGAAAAUUAUAAAGCGAAUCCGCUAAGAAUGUAUUUCGAACAAAAAGAUGGCGCCGGUUCCGCGGAAAUGUUUCCAUACGAAAGUUACAAAAACAAACUGAAAAACAAAGAAUUUAACAGUGGAAAAUUGAGUAAAUUUCUCAAGAAAGUGGAAAGUAGGAUAAGUAAUAUUUUAAGCCAAAAUACUGGUAAUUCAAACAGCACUGAGUUAGUUAAGACUACAAAAUAUCCGUUCAGCGAAGGUUACAUUUCUUUGUCUACAAAAAACAUUACCGAAGAGAAAAAUUCCUUUUUGAAGAUGAUGAAGAUUACGGACGUAAUAUUUUCGGACUCUAAAAGCAAUUUAUUACUGACUGUACAUAGCAAAUGUCCCAAUAUACUUGAGCAGAAAUGUGUUGUGUGUCUAUGGGAUAUAAGCAUACUGAAGAGCGAUCCAGUGAAAGUUCUCGUAGCUAUAGACAAUAUAAGUGUAGGCAGAUUUAAAGGGAACACGGAUGGUAUAUUUGUCGCUGCUUUGGAAGAUGGCUCAAUACACCUUUGGGAUCUAUCAGAGAGACCGAUGUGGUGUCCCGAUGUUGCCAACGCCAAAAAAUCUACCAAUUUGGUAGAAAUUGAGAGGAAAGAAAUGACACAGAUCGAGUUGGACAGGGAGUGGAAUCUCCAAAACAGUCAUGUCGGUUAUGAUUCAGUGAUUCCCCAAUGCGCUCUGCAAGCUUGUGCGUUUACUAGUAGCGCGGAUCACAUACAAAAAGGCGACUCGGCUGACAGCGUGGUAGGGCUGGAGAUUGACGGCAAGGGCGUCAGCCACGAUGGAAGGAGGAAGGUCUUGGGACAGGUCUGCUCACUUCAACGCAUAGGCAUCCUUACAAUUUGGUUCAUAAUCCAAGAGAAAAUUAGAACCUCCACAGACAUGGGCAAAGCGUUCUGGUCGAAAAUCAGACUAGAAAUGAACCAAAACGUCUUACUGAUGGACCACAUUGACAUGCCACGGCCAAAUUCUCCUGAAAAUACAUUCGUGCCAUCUUUUAACCUAAACGCGGCGAAACGGCGAACGUCAGUCAGGAGGAAAGAAAAAAAGCAGAUUUCCCGCCAAAAGUCAGCUGUCAAAAGUGACAGGCCGGCCAGUGCUGCCAGUGUAAAUAAUUUUCUACCACAAAGCAACUGGGAGACGGGGAUCGUGUGUAGCGACUUGAAAAUAAUGAGAGUGCAGGAGAGAGAUUAUUAUUUGGUGGCCAAAAAUAGAGGGGAGGUUUUGUGCUGCACGAAAACGGCUGGAGUCUUCAAGGUCAACAGGUUCAGUGUUGCUACUGACACGUCAUCAGUGACCUGCCUGGAUGUCUCGGCUCACUCUCUGCCGUACUUCCUAGCGGCCACUGACUCUGGAACUGUCAACCUGUGCUCCAUACUGGAGUCCAGGGUUCUACUUACGCUGGACUGUCGGAAUGGUCCCCCAUCAGCCGAAAGCGAGAAGUACCACACAGACCACAAGGGCCGGUUCCUGGGCAGCGCCUCCGUGAGGCCGGAGAACCCUUCGAUGAGCCUCAGGCCUUCAGCUGGAAUUGCCGUGAAGUCCGUGAGCUGGUCCCGUGUGAAUCCGUGCUGCAUGUUCGCUGCGCUGCGCUGCGGCGCGCUGCUGGCGUGGGAGCUCACGCGCAGCGACAUCCGAGCUGAAGUCGCGGUCGAUGGCGCUGCUGGUGCCAUGGCGGGAGGACACGGGGCUCUGGGUAUUAUGACCCGGUUAGAUAGCGACUCUAUCCCAGGACUCCAAGGGUCUUCUGGCCUAGUACAGCGACUGGUCCCGUGUGAACCCGUGCUGCAUGUUCGCUGCGCUGCGCUGCGGCGCGCUGCUGGACUCCAAGAAUCUUCUGGCCUAGUACAGCGGCUCUGGUCCCGUGUGAACCCGUGCUGCAUGUCCGCUGCGCUGCGCUGCGGCGCGCUGCUGGCGUGGGAGCUCACGCGCAGCGACAUCCGAGCUGAAGGCGCGGUCGAUGGCGCUGCUAGUGCUAUGGCGGGAGGAUACGGGGCUCUGGUGAGUCAAAUACCGACUCUGGUCCCUUGUGAACCCGGCUGCAUGUCCGCUGCGCUGCGCUGCGGCGCGCUGCUGGCGUGGGAGCUCACGCGCAGCGACAUCCGAGCUGAAGUCGCGGUCGAUGGCGCUGCUAGUGCUAUGGCGGGAGGACAUGGGGCUCUGUGUGUUCUCCCCACUCUGUCCCGGGGUAUUCUAACCCGGUUAGAUAGCGACUCUAUCCCAGGACUCCAAGAAUCUUCUGGCCUAGUACAGCGGCUCUGGUCCCGUGUGAACCCGUGCUGCAUGUGGGCUGCGCUGCGCUGCGGCGCGCUGCUGGCGUGGGAGCUCACGCGCAGCGACAUCCGGGCUGAAGUCGCGGUCGAUGGCGCUGCUGGUGCCAUGGCGGGAGGACACGGUGCUCUGGUGAGUCAAAUACUACUGGUGAAUCCGUGCUGCAUGUUCGCUGCGCUGCGCUGCGGCGCGCUGCUGGCGUGGGAGCUCACGCGCAGCGACAUCCGAGCUGAAGGCGCGGUCGAUGGCGCUGCUAGUGCCAUGGCGGGAGGACACGGGGCUCUGGUAGAAGAAAGUCACUUGAUUACAAAGAAAAGACGUCCACUGCUGGACCAAACCAAUCACCAAGUAUCUCCACGACGGAUGCUGGCGGUAGAUGACGCUGCUAGUGCCAUGGCGGGAGGACACGGGGCUCUGGGUAUUAUGACCCGGUUAGAUAGCGACUCUAUCCCAGGACUCCAAGGGUCUUCUGGCCUAGUACAGCGACUCUGGUCCCGUGUGAACCCGUGCUGCAUGUCCGCUGCGCUGCGCUGCGGCGCGCUGCUGGCGUGGGAGCUCACGCGCAGCGACAUCCGAGCUGAAGUCGCGGUCGAUGGCGCUGCUGGUGCCAUGGCGGGAGGACAUGGAGCCCUGGCACUAGUGACACCAAGCGGCGAAGUGCAGGUACUGAAGCUGCGCGGCGAGCAACAUUCGCGCGAACAUUCGCAGCUGUUCGGCUCGUACGCGGCGCUUUUGUAGGAACAAUAAAGUUUACUGAUAUUA
Messenger RNA from Ostrinia furnacalis (Asian corn borer), 4978 nucleotides. RefSeq lists its product as uncharacterized. Gene Ontology annotation, biological process: intraciliary transport. Lineage: Eukaryota; Metazoa; Arthropoda; Insecta; Lepidoptera; Crambidae. Gene Ontology annotation, cellular component: cytoplasmic dynein complex. Gene Ontology annotation, molecular function: dynein heavy chain binding; dynein light chain binding. Bases 272 to 4954 code for a protein of 1560 amino acids. The record is from RefSeq and is a predicted model, not a curated record. The transcript has 18 exons.